Molecule: messenger RNA, 357 nt
Organism: Protopolystoma xenopodis
Lineage: Eukaryota; Metazoa; Platyhelminthes; Monogenea; Polystomatidea; Polystomatidae
Source: the annotation of a GenBank genome assembly
GUGUUAUUCUAUACCGUGCUUCUGAUAAUUCUUGUACACUUGAUCCUGUCGUUUCUCCACUUCUGGGACGUGUAUGGCUACGACUAUUGCCUUGGUCGCCUUCUGGCUCUGAGGCCAGCAUCAGCUGCGAAAUGGACAGUUUUUCAGCAGAGUUUGUCGUCAACCUAUCAACCGGAGAAUUACGAUCGUGGCCCAAUCUGGAGAUUUCGCCGACCCCAUCUGCUGGCCUACACUAACCAAUCCUUCAUCAGGCUGGCCGAGCCCGAGGUGCAGGUCGGAUGCGACCACCGAGUGGAACACUUUGAUUGGUUCUUCCGUAUCCUCCGGUUUGUCGACAGCCGCUCCCACUUGCAAUGA